Molecule: messenger RNA, 970 nt
Organism: Eucalyptus grandis
Lineage: Eukaryota; Viridiplantae; Streptophyta; Magnoliopsida; Myrtales; Myrtaceae
Exons: 2
Coding region: 159-656 (165 amino acids)
Source: RefSeq, a predicted model, not a curated record
UGUCGUCAUAAAGAGGACACUCUCCAGGAGAGAGAGAGAAGCAGCUCAAGCAAGCACCUCUCCACCUCCCAAAACUCUCUCUCUCUCUCUUUCUCUCUCUUCCCCCCGCCGGAGGCAGUGCAAUGCGGUGACACGGACGGCGGCGACGGCGAGGAGAGAUGGAAGCUUCAAAGUGGUCCGACGGGUGGUCGCCGAUGGGAGCUCCCGCGGUGAGGCAAGAGCACUGGCGGCACUUCGACAACUCGGUCAACGCGGUGUCGUUCGGGUUCGUCGCCACCGCCAUCCUCAUCUCCAUGUUCCUGGUCAUGGCCAUCUUCGAGCGCUUCCUCCGGACCAACUCCCCGGAGUUCUCCGCCGCCGCAGACGCCGGGGGCGAUCCGGGGCGCCGCGGAGGCGGCGGCGGAGGAGGCGGCGACCUCGAGUCCCAGAUGGGGUUCAACCCGAAGCUCAAUUACCCUUCCCCGAAGAUGACUGUCUACACAAGCGGCGUCUCCGUUGUUAUGCCGGGAGACAAUAUUCCGACCUUCAUCGCACGCCCAGCUCCCGUGCCUUGCCCACCAGAGCGCGCCUCCUGGCCUCUCCAUCAACACCUUCCCUUCCCUCAUCAUCCAGCACAAGGCGCUAGCUCGAACAGAAGCUCAUCCUCCGCUCAAUAACAAGCAGACAUGGGGAAUGGCAGAUUUCGUUGCGAGGAUUGUGGUGAUUUACGAUAGGUUCAGAGCACAAGUUGCCAGCUCUCAGAAGCGGCACCCCAAACCCGGAAGCAUGUCUGCCGGAGAUAGAGGUUGGGAUGCUCUAUUUUUUACUCCUGAGCUCUUGUAUUUGAUGUACAUAAGAUUCUCGAGGUUAGGCCUGUGGCUAAUUUAUUCGAAUCAUCCUGCAAAGUUGCAGAGAAGCCCUGUAUGAGAUUUAGUAAUGCAUAGUCCAUCUUUGAAGAAUGUUGUCAUCUGGCAGGUUGGUACUUUGGCAA